GUCCACAGUAAAAAAUCGAAAAAGAUGCGUUCUUUUAAGUUUUAAUCAUUUUAAAACUUUUUUUUCCAUUCUUUAUUGGAACCAAAUUAAUAACCAAAAUAACAGCCAGUCGCUCUCCUAGGUUAAUUUCCUGUGCCCCACUCUACCACUUCUUCCUAUGCUUUCUUCCUUUUUGUCAACGUAAGCUCUCUCUCUUCCUCACAUGCUGUUCUUCUCUCUCAGUGUAGAAAUUUCAAGUCUUGAAUUCAUUAUCUUGACCCUUUUAACAGAAGGUCUAUGCCCUUUUCUCAUUUCCUCUAAAUUUGAACCUCAAAGCAAUCCCACUGCCCCUAAUGGAGAAAACACAGGAAAUUACAGUGACCCAGAUGAGAAAAUCAGUUGAAAAGCUUGGUUCUGCAACUGAGAGCUGUAGUGAUACAACAUUGAUGAGAUUCUUGAUUGCAAGGUCAAUGGACCCAGAAAAGGCAGCAAAGAUGUUUGUGCAGUGGCAGAAAUGGAGGUCUGCUUUUGUUCCCAAUGGGUUUAUACCAGACUCUGACGUCCUAGAUGAACUGCAAACAAGGAAGGUAUUUUUGCAGAAUUUAACAAAAGAGGGAUAUCCAGUUUUGAUUGUCAAAGGAAGCAAGCAUUUUCCUGCAAAGGAUCAUCUCCAAUUCAAGAAAAAUGGAACUAAUCAAUAUCAAAUUGAGGAGAUCAGGCCCACGAACAAAAGCCUACUACCAAUGGUUAGGAAUUGGGAAAUUUAUAAGGGAUAUGGACAAUUAUUUAAAGAGUUCGUGGUUCAUUUCCUAGACAAAACAAUUGCAAGCUCAUUCAGAGGAAGAGAAAUAGGAAAUGAGAAAUUGAUUGGCAUUCUUGAUCUGCAGCAAAUUACAUAUAGAAAUACUGAUGCGCGUGGUUUAAUCACUGGAUUUCAGUUUUUGCAGGCUUAUUACCCCGAGCGUUUAGCGAAGUGCUUCAUUUUACAUAUGCCCCGAUUCUUUGUUAGUGUUUGGAGGGUGGUUUCUCGCUUCCUUGAGAAAGCAACACAGGAAAAGAUUGUUAUAGUCAGCAAUGAAGAAGAGAGAGAGAAUUUUAUGAAGGAAAUUGGUGAAGAAAUCUUGCCAGAAGAGUAUGGAGGUCAAGCAAAGCUUGUACCUAUACAAGAUGUUGUGCUGCCCCAGUUGGAGGGUUGAAGCUAAAAUUAGAUUUAACAUGGCGGCUCUUAGUAUAGAUGGAAUUAUUAAAGUUCUAUAUAUAUAUACAUAGAUGAUACCAUCAAUAAGAGUCUGUAGCUAAUUCCAAUUUAAACAUAAAGUACACUAUUAAUCAGUGUUGAUUAGUUGUUAAGCUCUCCUCCUUUACAGCUCCCUCUUGUUAUUGACAUCAAUUGGAUAAGCUUCUUCUUUGUUGCUCCAGCGCACAUGGUUAACGAAGCUGAUGUUGCUUUUGGCAA
Jatropha curcas is the source of this 1435-nucleotide messenger RNA. RefSeq names its product CRAL-TRIO domain-containing protein YKL091C. NCBI's taxonomy places the organism in Eukaryota, Viridiplantae, Streptophyta, Magnoliopsida, Malpighiales, Euphorbiaceae. The record is from RefSeq and is a predicted model, not a curated record.